Molecule: messenger RNA, 3533 nt
Organism: Schistocerca serialis cubense
Lineage: Eukaryota; Metazoa; Arthropoda; Insecta; Orthoptera; Acrididae
Gene: Daao1
Product: D-aspartate oxidase
Exons: 7
Coding region: 165-1166 (333 amino acids)
Molecular function (GO): D-amino-acid oxidase activity; FAD binding
Source: RefSeq, a predicted model, not a curated record
AUAACACAGCGUAGUCCUCAUGUAUUCGUUACGUAAUGUUUUUAACCUUGAAUGUGUUACGGUUUGCAGUAGCCAAGUGGACAAACAGAUACGAUUAUAACAAUUUCCCCCGGUUUUCAUGAUGAGCCUCUUCACUUGACAAUAUUUCAGGUAACCGGAUCACCAUGUCUAACAUACGCAUUGGUGUCUUGGGAGCAGGCGUGGUAGGUGUGACAACUGCUUUGGAACUACAAAAGGAAUAUCCUUCGGCUUCUCUAACUAUUAUUGCUGACAAAUUUGGUCAGGAAACUACAAGUGAUGGUGCUGCUGGCAUAUUUAGACCAGCCUCUAGUUUCUGUGGUCCUACUGAAGAUAUUAGCAGGCAGUGGAUCAAUGACUCCUACUACUACUACGAAGAUAUCAGAAAAUCAGCUGAAGCAGCACAUGCUGGUGUAAUCCAGAUGUCGGGGUACAUACUUUCAAGUAUCAACAAAGAUAUUGUUCAGAACCACUACCUGGAAAAACUUUUGCCUCUAUUCAGAAGAGCAACAGAAGAAGAACUCUCUUUGUACCCAGGAAACUGGAAAUAUGGAACCUUUUACACAACCCUUGUGACGGAGUGUCGAAAGUUCUUGCCUUGGGGAAUGCACAGGUUUGAGGAAGCUGGUGGACAAGUCAAAAACAAACUUCUGAGCAGCUUUAAUGAUGUUUCUGGUGACUUUGAUAUUGUUGUUAACUGCCUUGGUUUGGGAGCAAAAUAUUUGUGCUCUGAUCAUAAUAUGGUACCCAUCAGAGGCCAGGUUCUCAAGGUGAAUGCACCAUGGAUAAAAACUUUUCUCUAUGGUGAUUUUGAUACUUACAUAAUACCUGGUAUAGAGGCUGCAACCCUUGGGGGUUGUCGAAAUUACGACAGUUAUGAUUUGCGAGUGAACCGUCACGAUACAGCGUCUAUUUUAGAACGAUGCACUGCUCUUGUCCCAAGUCUCAAGAAAGCUUCUAUUAUCAGAGAAUGGGUUGGACUGAGACCACAUCGCAGUCCUGUUCGAGUGGAGGCUGAAAACAUAAAUGGCCUGAAGGUUGUUCAUAACUAUGGUCAUGGUGGUUAUGGAGUUACAUCAGCACCUGGAACAGCAAAGCAUGCAGUUCAGCUUGUGAAAGAAAUGCAUUCUGCACGCAGCAAAUUAUAAGGGCUUGUUAUUAAGAGGAGGAGAUGAUGUUCCUGAUCACAUUUACACCUAUUUGCCACUCCACAAGACAUUGACUGUAACACAUAACAUCUUAAUACUGUUUAGCUUAAGAAAAACUCAAAGUUUACAAUGUACAGAAAUAAAAAAGUUCUUAUGACGUGCUGUCUUUAUGUUGCUUUGAAUUUUUGACCACCUGUUACAUACAAAUAAAUAGCCUGGCUUGUACUCGUGGAAUUGAAAGUUAACAGAUGCAAAAGCAGUAUAGUUUUAGGAAACUGUUGUCAUUAAAUUUGAAAGCUGCUACUUCAUUAAAUUAAAAUUCAAGGGCAUGUAUGCUUUCAGUUGUAUUCCAUUAAGUUUCAUAUUUGAUUGAGAACUUGAGUAAAUGUUUGAAUGUCAUCGUUGUAAAGCAAUUCAUGUCUAGUUUUCUGCUAUAAGUGUAAUUUUGUGACAGUGCUUAAGUGUUUAAUUGCACCUAUGUUUUUGUAGCACAUUUUAAUGAUACUAUUUUAAUCUAAAAAGAUUGGUUUCACCGUUGUUUCUUUUAUGUCACAUUCCAUAGUAAUGUAAUUUUGUGUUCCUCAUUAGUGCGUAAUUUUGUCCUUUUUUUAAAACAAAAAUUUUGGGGAGGGAUUAGACUCCUGAAUCACACACUUACAUGGAGGUAUUAUACAAAAGUUAGUUGCUUGGAAAGCACACAUUCUGAAAAUUACGGAAAAAUAAAUCAUUUAAAAUUUUUUGCAAACUUUUGUUUAUGAUGUGUAAUUGUUAACAUAAUUUAUCUUGUCCAUAGUUUUCUUCAAGGGCAUUAUUCCACUCCUUUUCGAGUUUGGUCACCUUUUACUUUUCAUUUAAAUAGUUUGUUAGCCAAUUCUGGUGUAACAAUUACUAAUUACACCAUGUUGACUUCAUCCUUCUAAUUGACCUAUUCAAUCCAGUAUACAUUUCACCAGGUCAUGGCAAUACAUUGCUUCCCGAAAUGUGGGUAAUUAACAAAUUAAAGAUCAUUUUCACUAAAUUCCCUUUGAAAAAUGAAUGAAUUACUACCAGUUUGUUAAAAUGCAUAAUUGCCUUAGUUGAUACCCAAUUUAAUUCAUGUGAAGUGAAGACUCCUGUUUAAUUGGUGAUUUUGCUAAUUUCUACUCUUGAUUUGUAUUUCCUAUCAACAUAAUAGUAAUUUUUAUUUAUUUUGUUCCUUUCUGCACACUUUUGUUUACUUUUUAGGAACUGAAGCAGCAGCCUAACUAAUUAAAACAACUGUAACAUUUUCCAUGAAUGGAAGUAUGUGUGUCACUCAGUCUAUUAGACUCAGCCCAGAAUAUUACAGUUAACAAUCUUUCGCUGACAUAUGAUAGAACAGAAUCCAUUAUACUCGCUACUCUUGCUUGUGACAACUACUGUUUGCCCACACCAAAUGUAUUGUUUGUUUUUUAUGUUUUGUUUCUGUCUUCAUUCUUUAAUAUAAUUUUUAAAUUCAUUAAAAUUGUAUUUUUGUAGCUUAUAAUUGGCAUUCUAAUUACACUAACAACAUUCCAAGCUAGUACAGAAAUUCCAAAUUCAUUAUGACCAUUAGUCAAUUGUGUUCUGUCCCACAGAAAAUGGGAGAGCUUGUUAAAACAUUCAUUUGGUAUCCUACAAUGAGCUCUAAUACCUUGAUAGAGUAGCUACAUGGUACAGGUGUGCUACAUGACAGUGCAUCCCAGCCUGCCUGAUUUUGUUUUGAAGUUGUCGUCUUCAACCUUUGAAGCUGCUUCUCCAUAGGUCAGUGUGGAGACCUUUCAUUCAUCAGCCCUGUCACGUUGAAGAGCAUUUUCUCUGCUGCCACUGAAAAGCUCAUUGAAUCCACCUUAGCACUACUUUUCAGGGAUCCUAUAUUUUUUACUGAAGCACAUAAAAUCCUAACUUCGUCAGUAAAGGUCUUAUGUUGUGCUAUUGCUCAUUUCCCAUGACUUUAGUGAAGGUUAAACAUUUAGGAUUCAUGUCUAUUAUACUUAUGUAGGUUGUUAUAAGUAACCAAGAUACUUGUUUCUUUUUAAUUGAAAAAAAAAAACAACCGUUAAUAAACUAUGCUGACAAUCUGAUUAUAUAUAGCUUUUAAAAGCUGUGCGCAGUUGUAUAUUAGUAGUGGGCAUCAGAAAAUGCAUUAUGGAAGACUUUGUGGAUCUUCAUGAAAGAUUUUAUUGAGAUCAAUGAUGGUUUUAGGAAAAACACAGCCAGCACAUUUUACAGGCUAUUGUAAUUACAAUGUUAAUUCUGUAACUGAAGUUAUGUCCAAUUGUUAAUGAAUAACAUCUCAAACGGUGGUAUGAAAUGAGUAUUUGACUCAGCUCAGCAUUUAGAGGUGCAAAUAAAAUUUGUCUCAUCAUA